AAUUCCGAUCGUCACGCAAAUACUGAGGCUGAAAGAUUUAACAACUAUAUCACUAUUUCGUGUACAAAAUGUUUCUCUGGGACUGGUGUGAACCGGUGUUCUCGUAUUUGUUCUCCAGUGGCGAAGACAUGACUUGAAAUGCAGAACACGAGUGUGCGACGUAAAAAUUUAACUCCGAAAGAAUUAUUUGGUAUCGUGAUAUAAUUAAUUAAAAAUAAAAGUUGGUUACUUCUUGAAGUUGUUAGGUUUAUCAGUCACGAUAAUGUCAUUAUACUUCGAUUACAAAGUACAAAACCCCGAUUUAGCAGCUAUAAACUUGAGUGUGGACUGGCAUCAUCAGCAUUCACUGCUAGCUGUCUCUUCAUACAGCGAAAGCAAAGGAGGAUUCGUGAGCAUUUACGAUGAACUGGGUGAAGCAUUACCUGAUAUCAGCUGGCCAUCUCAUCCAAUGGCUCAGGUCACAUCUCUUGCUUGGCAUCCAUUACGUAAAGCACUUGUAAUUGGUUGGGAAAAUGGAGAGCUUCGUGUGUGGGGUGGUGGUGAUCCAGAAUUUGUAACUGUUCAGUCGCCACAUCAGGCACCUGUCACAGUGCUACAGUGGAGCCAUGCAGGGGGACGACUUGUUUCUGCUGAUGCGGCUGGUGCAUUAUUGGGCUGGAAAAUGGAUUCAAGAGGCCAGUUGCUGUCUGUUUUCCAUGUAGAAAUGCGAGAACCUUUGGGCCAUGUCACUUUUCGGCGUCCAGCCCCAGGUGUUGACAUCACCGGACUAGCAAAAGCAGCAGUGGCAGGUGAUGAACAUGCACUUGAUCUCUUAAGUUCUUGGAGGCCACGCACAGCUGGAGCCAGAACAAGUAUACAGGGUGCACAGCCUGAGAGCCUUUGCUUUUAUAUUGGUUCAUUCUCAGGAAAGAUAUUCCACUGUAAUGAAGAGGGCAUAUGUAUGGAAGUGUUGAGUACAGAUGGAUCACAACUGCGAAGAGUAUUGCACCAUGAGCAUUUACCACAACUUGCAGUCCUAACUGAUGUACCUAGUCUUGGACAUUUCUCUUGUGAACCAUCUGGGCAGCUCUCCGAAAUUGUCAAAGUGAAACUUGUAGGAAGACCUCAGGAUGCGUGUGCAGAAUGGGCUGGUCCUGGAUUGGUUGCCGUGGCAGCUGGUGAUGCUACGGUUCGUCUCUGGGACUUGGCAUCUGGGGAAAGCUGCAUUUUAUCUGCAGAUGCAACUGGCACUGUAACCUCCCUUGCUUACUGUCCACAGAAAGUGCUGCUCUGUGCGGGGACAUCUCUUGGACAAGUGCUGAUGUGGCGACGCACUACUACUGAUGCUGGCAGUGGAGGGGCUGCUGUCAGUUCUGGUGCAGAUUCUGACAACUGGAUAUUACUGCGAGGAUGUCAGCUGCAUGGUUCCAUCAAACAGCUUUCAUGGGGUGGCACUUUGCUUGCUGCCAAUACAAUUACAACAGUGUUCAUUUUGCGAGAACAGCGGUUAUGUGCAGCGUAUACUGACACAGUAUCAGCAGUACAGAUAUCUCCAAAUGUACUGCAAGUACAGACUCUCCCACCUGCACCUAUGCACUACAUGGAACUGAAAGUUGAUCUGCAAGUAUCUGGUGUAGCUGUGUCAUCACAACACAUUGCUGCUUGGAGUGCACGAACACUUGCUGUUUACCAGUUGUUACCACCCAGUGAGGGUGCUACUUCUGUUACAGCUGCUAAUAUGGCUGCAAAGUCUGUUGCAACAUUUGCGUGCGAAGUGGACACUUGUGUUUUGUAUGAAGAAAAUCUGGUGGUACUGUCAGUAGGUGCUAAACUGGACAUCCGCACCUUACACGGCACUAUAAAGCAAACCCUAUCUCUUGGGGCAGCAGAAGGUCAGCCAAUUGUCAUGUCACUCUGUGGCUCCUUUCUGACUGUUGCUUCAUCUCUGGGAAUCGUGCGUCUCUGGAAUUUGUCACACAGAGAGGCUAAGCAGCAUGGGCGUUCACGAAACUUGGAUGAUGAGCUCCCCGACUUUGGAGAGGUCAUGCUUGCUUGCAGUAACUGCACUGGCACACGGGUCUCCAUCACUGUAGCUAGAUCAAAUUUCCAACCUGACCCUCGUUUGUAUGUGUGGGACAUGGAAGCCGACACACUUUCCUGUUAUGAUACAGAUCUUGGUCGAAUGGACAGUUUAGGCAGUAAUGAAGAGCCUAACAGCCUUCCAGUGAUGAGUGGUGAUUCAGGAGUCUGUGCUGAGAUAAGGGGUCGUCUAGUUGUUGUACAUUGCUGGGAUUGCGAGGAACCACGAUUACUAGUGUGUCAAGCAAAACGUAUACCACGUUCAAAAGAAGCUGCUCCAGGUAGAGCAUCUUCAGCAACGGUCUCUGUAACUUCUGCUCAUGAAAAUUCUGCCCCAUCCAUCCCCAAGGAAGAUGUUUUGGUUACAUUUUUCUCAACAGAUGAAUCUGCACUUGUUCUGCAUGAUGUAAUAUCUCUGAAAUCUGAAUUUUCUAUUCUACUUGGAGUGCGCUGUCCGCAUUACAUCUUGCUGAGAAGUUCUGAUUGUACUCAGGAGCAGCAACCAGUUGAUACAUUGCUGAUGCGUGAUUUUGAAGGCCUGAGUGACUGUGAUAGGACAACUCGUGAUGCCAUACUUACUUUUAGUUACCAUUUGAGUGCCGGUAAUAUGGAUGAGGCCUUCCGCGCUAUUAGAGCCAUUCGAAGUGAAGCUGUGUGGAGCAGCCUUGCUCGUAUGUGUGUGAAAACUCGGCGCCUUGAUGUCGCAUGGGUAUGUUUGGGUCACAUGCAACAUGGUCGUGCAGCUUUUAUUUUGCGCCAAGCAGCCAGUGAACCAGAACUGGAAGCCAGGGUUGGAAUUCUGGCCCUGCAACUUGGUCUCAGGGAUGAAGCAAUGCAACUUUUCAGGCAGUGUGGUCGACAUGAUCUUGAAGCACGUGCAUUGCGCAGUUUGGGCCAGUGGGAGGAAGCUCUUAAAGUGACGGAACAGCAUGACAGAAUUCACUUACGUAACAUGCGCCAUCGGUAUGCACUGAACUUAGAGGCACGUGGUGACAGGCGAGCUGCUCUGCAAGCCCUAGAACGUGCUGAUACCCACCGAAGUCAUGCUCCAAGGCUGCUUACUGAUAAUCCUCGUGCUCUUGAAGCUUAUGUACUUCGUGACAGAGAUCCGCAACUACUUCGUUGGUGGGCACAGUACCUGGAAAGCUUGGGCCAGUUGGAUGAAGCACUGUCUCUGUAUCGUGAAGCAAAUGAUUUCUAUUGUUUGGUACGUGUACUGUGCUUUCGUGGUGACCUGGAUGGAGCAGCAGAGGUUGCUCAAAGCUCUGGAGACCCUGCUGCCUGCUAUCAUUUGGCCCGGCAGUUAGAGUCUCAAGGGCAGUCAACAGAAGCAGUUGGAUUUUAUUCUCGAGCUCAUGCUUACAGCAAUGCUAUCCGUAUCUGCAAAGAACAAGGCCUGGAUGAUCAGCUCUGGAACCUUUCAUUACUAGCAGGACCUCGAGACCAACUUGACGUAGCCCGAUACUUUGAGAAGAGCUUUCCAGACCGGGCAGUUCGUCUUUAUCAUCGUGCUGGGAUGAUACAUCAGGCUGUUAACCUUGCAUUCAGAACACAGCAGUACAAUGCUUUGCAGUAUAUUGCUAUUGAUCUGGAUGCUAAAUCUGAUCCUGAAUUGGUACAAAAAUGUGCUCAGUUCUUUUUUGAAAAUAAGCAAUAUGAAAAAGCUGUUGACAUCUUGGCAGUGACAAAGCAGCAUGUAGAAGCAUUGGAGCUGUGCCUGGAACAUAAUGUUCCUGUGACAGAGGAACUUGCAGAGAAGCUGACCUUGGCAAAAGGGGAAACUGAUGAAGCAACAAGAGUGCAUGUUCUAGAGAAGGUGGCAGAGUGUGCUAUUGUACAAGCAAAUUAUCAUCUUGCUGCUAAAAAGUUUCUGCAAGCUGGAAGCACUGUGAAAGCUAUGAAAGCACUUCUGAAAUCAGGUGAUACUGAACGUAUUAUCUACUUUGCAACUACAUCACGACAACGUGACAUCUACGUAAUGGCAGCUAAUUACCUUCAGUCAUUAGACUGGCAAUCUGAUCCAGAAAUUCUAAAGAAUAUAGUUGCUUUUUACACUAAAGGUCAUGCUUAUGAUCUGCUUGCAAAUUUUUAUGUUGCUUGUGCCCAGGUAGAGGUUGAUGAAUAUCGUAAUUAUGAGAAGGCGUUAGGUGCUUUGGGAGAAGCAAGCCGCUGCUUGGCCAGAGUUACUAAUCCAAAAGACCCUUCACAGCAUGAGAGAGCAGUGGAAACAGUAACGCAGCGAGCAGCACUUGUCAAGCGCUUUAUAGAUGUGUUGAGAUUAUUUGCCCGUGGUGAGAAAGAAACAGCAGAAACACAGUGUACAUCACUAAUACAUCAAAUAGAAGAAGGGCCAAGUCCGGAGGGUCCAUUGAGAAGAGGUGAUGUUCUUGCAGCUGUGGUAGAAGAUAGGGCCUCACGACAAGACUGGAAUGGAGCAAGGGACAUACUGGAUCAGAUACGGCAGUUAACAGCAGCUGAAGCAGCCAGUCGCAAGGAAUGGCACAAGAAAUGUACUAAAAUUAGGUGUGGUACCUCUUCUUUCAACUUCAUAAAUUCUUUGUUAUUUACCCCAACCAUGACAGAGGCUUUAUCUGAACGAUUGCCCAUUAAAUUUUCAAGUCACAAAUCAAACCAUUCAAGUGUCUUCUUUAUAGCAGAGACAAUAGCUCCAGCAUUACACUUAAGCAACAGGGUCAAGGCGAUCCACCAGCACGUUAUGUGUCAAUCAGUACACUAGAAGCAAUUGCAAAUGGACUAGGUUUACCCUCUCCAAGUACACAGUCUGUUCAUGAAAUAGGAGAUGAAGAAGUUGAGGAAGAAGAAGGACUGGGUACAGGUGCAAGGCCUGGCACUAGCUAUGCAAGUAGU
Molecule: messenger RNA, 4926 nt
Organism: Schistocerca cancellata (South American locust)
Lineage: Eukaryota; Metazoa; Arthropoda; Insecta; Orthoptera; Acrididae
Gene: rempA
Product: intraflagellar transport protein 140 homolog
Exons: 25
Coding region: 263-4795 (1510 amino acids)
Biological process (GO): intraciliary retrograde transport
Cellular component (GO): axoneme; intraciliary transport particle A; ciliary basal body
Molecular function (GO): protein binding
Source: RefSeq, a predicted model, not a curated record